Pyricularia pennisetigena is the source of this 1191-nucleotide messenger RNA. RefSeq lists its product as uncharacterized. Gene Ontology annotation, biological process: proteolysis. Gene Ontology annotation, molecular function: aspartic-type endopeptidase activity. The coding region runs from base 1 to 1191 and encodes 396 amino acids. NCBI's taxonomy places the organism in Eukaryota, Fungi, Ascomycota, Sordariomycetes, Magnaporthales, Pyriculariaceae. The record is from RefSeq and is a predicted model, not a curated record. The transcript has a single exon.
AUGGUCGCCAUCGCCCCAGCAGCAGCAGCAGCAACAGCAAGCACGCUGGCAAUUCCAGUUUUCUACCAGCCGCUUAUCGACCAACAAGUCGUCGCCAACAUCUCCUGGGGGACUCCCGCCCAAUCACCCAUCCCUACUGUUGUCGACACAGGAAGCUAUGGCUUUUGGGUCAGUGGACCAAAUGCAACCGUCAACUCUGGCUCUCCCUACCUCGGUGUGCUUGGGCCGUGCAACCAAACGGUCCAGCCCGCAUUCAACUGGCCCGAAUCCAGCACACACAGCGGCCCAUAUCCCGAGGGCAGCACAACAUUCGCGUACGGUGGCGGCGGCAAGAUCAUCAGUUGCCCGUACACCGUCAAUGACACCAUGAACUUUGACGACUCCCCCUCCAUCGACAACGUCCAGGUUGCCAUCGCCGACUUCACCCUCAUCAAGGAUCGUAGCACGACCUGCGCCGGUGCCCACUACGACAAGAGCAUCCUAGGCCUGGCGCCCAUCCCGGCAAUCGCGGGCGGGCCCGAGCUGCGCCCUGAGCUUCUGCGCCAGGGCCGCAUCAGCAGCUCCGUCUUCUCCAUCUGGUUCGAUGCGCCGCCCGCCGACCUCAACGCGCCGCAGAUGGGGAGGCUGCUGCUCGGCGGCGUGCCCCAGGACAAGCACAUGGGCGAGCUGGUGACGGUGCACAACGCCGGCGUCGACCGCGAGGAAAAGGGAUACUACUACGUUGCCAUGCCCGAGGUGCGCGCCGCGCCCAUCAACGGCUCUGGUCCCGCGCAGGCCAUCCCCGUCGAGCAGCGCGACCAGCCCGCGCCCGACUGCCUCGUGGACUCGGGCACGUGGGGCCUCACGCUCCCGACGUCCAGCGACGCCUUCUUCGCCGCCACGGGCCUCGAGGAGGACAAGCCCUUCAUUUUGCCGCGGUACCCGACCGCCUGCGCCGACAUACCCGCGGACGCCGGCAUCGAGCUCAUCUUCCCCGACCGCGACGGCAAGAAAAAGGCAACUGUCAAGAUCCCCUACCGCAGCAUGGCCGAGACGACCGGCCAGGUUCCCAACACCUGCCGCUUGAACGUGCAGCUGUCGGACGUCCGCUGCACGUUUGGCGGCACCUUUUACGCAUCGGCGUUUAUCGCUCACAACGACGAUGAGGGGACGCUGCAGAUCGCCCAGGGUGCUGUCGCUGGUUCCAUUUAG